Parasteatoda tepidariorum (common house spider) is the source of this 6862-nucleotide messenger RNA. Its product is annotated as trithorax group protein osa. Gene Ontology annotation, biological process: regulation of transcription by RNA polymerase II; positive regulation of DNA-templated transcription; chromatin remodeling. Gene Ontology annotation, molecular function: DNA binding; nucleosome binding. Gene Ontology annotation, cellular component: SWI/SNF complex; nBAF complex; nucleoplasm. Lineage: Eukaryota; Metazoa; Arthropoda; Arachnida; Araneae; Theridiidae. The record is from RefSeq and is a predicted model, not a curated record.
UAUUUCGCAGAUGUUCCCGCUUUAGCAGUCUUAAGGAUUAAUGGUGGUGUUGUGUUUGGUAAUCGGUGUCACCUUUGUUGUGUGUGUGUGUACAUCAAAUGUUUAUAAGAUUGUGUCGUCGAGUGUAAUAAGUGAUUAGAAUAUGGGAGCAAAGAGUCGGUAAGUGUUCUUGUGGUCGAUAUUUGGAUAAUGCCGUCAUUCGACUUCUGGGAGGUGGUGGUGUGACGACGACACAGCAUGGCAACGCCAGCGCACGCUCGGAUGGCUUGCCCAGAACAAAAAAUUUCCGAUAGCGUCGAACAAGAAGGAGGGGAAUCUUUAAAGAAUGGAACAACACUCGAAGAUUCUGAUGAUUCAACGGGUAAUGUGCUUGUAAAAAAUCGUGCCCGAUCACCAGCGGCCGCCACUAAUAACCCACAACACAGGGAUAUGGCUAUGGAUGGUUUUCAAGAUGGAGGGAGUGCUAACAGUAGGCCUCCUGUUAACGUGGAAGGCAGCGGCGGUUUUCCCGCUUCCCUCGAUAAUAGGUCUCGGAUUGAUUACCAACAAUUUAAUCAAAGUUCCAGAGUGGACGUUAGUAAUGAAGAUUUUAGGAAUUCUCAGGAACCAACGUUUAACCAUGGAAGUGAUAUGAGCAGCUAUAGUACUGGACGCUAUGAUCAACAUGGCGGAGGCCAAAGUAGUGAUAUGACAACAAAUUCUCCAUCAAAUAAAAUGUAUUCACAAUAUAAUCAGCCUCAAUUGAGGCCGAACUACCCCCCGGGGCCUCGUGGGCGAUCCAUGAGUAAUUACCCCGGGGGCAAUAAUGCCCAGCAGCAAAGGUUUCUAUCGGGCCCAACGCUUUCGCAACAAACAGGACCCACACCGACGCUCAAUCAAUUGCUGCAGGCUCCUAACUCUCUUCAAAGGUAUCACAAUAAUUAUGAUUACAAAAAUAUGGACCCUAAUAAUCCACAAUAUCAGGCAACGAACAGUACUUGGGGUAGGAGUAAUACUUCGUCAUCUGGAUAUCAACAACAAAUAUCUUCUUCAUCAAUGUAUAGAAAUCAGGGUGGUGGCGGUGGUCCAGUGGCUGAUCCUUCAAUGAAAAGGUCAUACAGUGGGCAGCAGCCAGGAGGAGGUGGUCCCCCUCAAGGUCAAUAUUCCCAGCAGUACCAUCCUUAUAGUCAGUCUCAAUCACAAGCCGCGCCUCCUCCCUCAGUCCGGCAGAACUAUCCUCCUCAACAGGGCAUACAGCAAUAUCCAGGCCCACAGCAUGGACCAUCGCAGUCAUCACAGAUGUCACCUGCUAGUGGCUAUGAGCAGCAAAGGCCACCCCAGAUGGGUUCUUAUGGAGGACCACCACCCUCUUCUGCACAGCAACCAUCACCUCAGCAACCUCCAUCUAAUUCUCAACAAACCUCUCCUCAGCAACAACAGCCUCAACAGCAAUCGCCUCACCCCUCAACACCUUUGCAGCAGCAACAAAUGCCUCAACCUGCAACUCCUCAGCAACAACCUCCUCCUCCUCCACCAUCUCAGCAAUCUACUCAGGCCAACAGCCAAACAUUCCCAUGCCUCCUCGACCCUCUUCCACUCAGUCUGAAAGUAACAGUGGGCAACCACAAAUGCCACAAUCACCUAUGGCUGCAUCACAAGGUUAUAGUCAACAAAUGGCCCCUCCAGCAAUGUAUGGAAAUAAAAUGCAUCAAAACAUGAUGGGUGGUAGUAAUUCUCACAUGGCACCUUAUCCUUCCCAGAGUUCAGCUCACUAUGCUCAGGGUAUGUCUGCCACAACAGUUACUCAAAGUAUCAGCAGUCCAGUUCCUUCUGCAGUUACAGUCUCCAGUCCAUCUGUUCCAGAUAUGAUGCAGCAGUCAAGAAAUUCCAUGAGUUUGCCACCACCCCCUCCAGUGAUGGAUGAAGGUAGUCAAGCAUCCAAUGCCUCUGCAUCAUCUUCUUUACCUGAGGAACGGGUUGAAACGCCAAAGCCAAACAAUAAGCCUGUGAUGUCUCAUCCUCCGACACCAAAUACAUUGCCGUCACCUGGGGCAGCAUCUAUGUCGUCCUUCCACGACGAAUUCGAAAGUGUCUCUAGCCCGAGUUGGCCCAGAACGCCAGCUAGUCCUGUCAUCAAUAAUCAAGUUUAUGAUCAUCACCCAAUUAAGCGUCCUGACGGUAUGCUGAAAUUGUACGAUAUCUCUGAUGAUCCUGAUAGAAGAUUAUUUUUAGAUAAACUAAUCAUGUAUCAGGAGGAGAGAGGUACUCCUCUCUCUCAAUGCCCCACAAUCAGCAAGCAGCCACUUGAUCUCUACAGGCUGUACUUGGCUGCUAAAGAAAGGGGUGGCUUUGUUGAGGUGAUGAAAGGUAAGAUGUGGAAGGAAAUUGCAGGACUGAUAGGGAUUGGUGCUUCUUCAAGUGCGGCAUAUACUCUGAGGAAACAGUACAUCAAACAUCUUCUGCCUUAUGAAUGUAAAUACGAUAGGGGAGGCAUUGAUCCUGUUCCUCUCAUAAGUAGCCUGGAGUCUAAUUCCAGAAAGAAAAAUGCCAAAAAUGCAGGUGGGCCCAUAAUGGAUGGUUACCCAUCCCCUUAUCCCGGUGGAUACCCACCUAAUGCUGGAUCUCAUCCUGGCAUGAUGUCAGGAUCCGAUUAUCCAGGACAUCAUCCUCCCUACCAAGAUGGCAUGCAUCAUCCUGGAGGUCCUAUGGUUAAUCAUUCAGGAUCAGAGGGUGCAAUGGACCCUUUCAAUGAUGACAUCCAAAGUUCCCAGUAUCAGCCUAGGCACAGCUCCGGUGACACCUACGGAUACUCCCAAGCGAACGCAAAUGCCAACAUGCCCCCGUAUUCCGGAAACCAACCCAACGUACCCUCUUCGUCUUUCGGCUACAGUAAUACUGCUGGGCAGCAAGAGCCAUAUAGUGAUCAGUAUUCAAAUACCAUGGUGCCUCCUAUUGCUGAGACUAAUUUUCCCAAUAGGAAUAUGGUGCCUGAUCCAUAUGCACCACCACCUGGUGGGUAUCCCCCUAACAGGACGGUUGGACCAAAUGCCACUCAGUACCCUAACUACCCAGACCCUUGCUCUGAUCAAGAGAGGUUUAAUGAAUCACAACCACCUCCCACGAGUCCAAUGAUUAGGCCACCAACUGCAACUACGUCUGUGAUUGGUUCCUCGCCUACUCCAGAACCGUCUCCUUAUCCACCAUCACAUAGAUAUCCAGGUCAGCCUAUGGGAGUUCGAGAGAGCAUGCCUCAACAACAACCAAUGUCUUUUCAAGGCCGACCCCCACCUUCUCAAUAUCCUAACAGUCAACCGACUAAUCCAGCACCCUACCCAUCUUCUCAACCAGAUACAUAUAGAGGAUCUGAGUUUCAGCCUCAGAUGUCUCGAUUGCAGUCAACACUUAUACAAAGACUUCUUCCUAAGAACCAAAUAAAUCAAAAUUAUCCACCCUCUCAACAAGGAAUGUAUGGUCAAAGCAUGCCGCCUCCAAACAAAGUUGCACCGCCCAGCAACUUACCUGGAAACAUGUAUCAACGUGAUAUGUAUUCUGUGGGCCAAAAACGCCACAACGAGUACUCGAAACCUCACGGCCAAGAUCAGUAUCACAUGGGACCCUAUCCACAGCAGCAACAAUCUGCGGCUCCUUAUUCUGAUCGUGGUCAAUAUCCUUAUCGUCCAACACAUGGUGUUCCACCUCAGGCUCCUGGUCCUCCUCAACAAGGUUGGCCUCGGGAUAAUCGACCCUACUCAUCAAGUCAGAAUCAGUAUUCCCCUGGUCAGCGCGACAAUUGGGACAUGUCAAGACAUGGAGAGGCUCCUCAACCUAGAGGUUGGUCACGUUUUAGUGGUCCCCAAACAGAGCCUUAUCCACAUCAUAUGGGUCCUCCAAUGGGACCAAAAAUGAUGUCGCGGGGCUUUCCUCCUAAUAAAAUACAGCAACCUCAUGGCGUUGGGCCUCCACCGCAAUAUUCCAGUCAGUCUCAACGAAAAGAAGUCAUAUUUCCUCCCGACACUGUGGAAGCUGUAACUCCUCUCAUCACAAAACGGCGUCGGGUCCUCUCCAAAGAUAUAAUUCCCAUUGAUGCGUGGAGAAUUAUGAUGGCUCUCAAAUCUGGGUUACUUGGAGAGAGUACCUGGGCCUUGGAUGUCCUCACCAUUUUGGUUCAUGACGAUGCCACCGUCCUUUACUUUGGACUCAACCAUCUGCAAGGGCUCCUAGAAGUUCUAAUGGACCAUUACAGGAGGUGCCUGAAUCUAAUAUUUGAUUUAGUUGGUGACAUGGAAGUAGGCUUUAUGCUGAAUCCAGGCGAAGGAGUGAAAAAGGAACGAAAAAAGAAAUGGUACGAGUUAGACAGCGAACUGUCGGACGUCGAAUCGAACGACAUACCCUUAUCAGACACUUUAUGUAAUGACAAAACAUCUAUUUUAAACACGACGAAUUAUACUUUUAGAACACGUUGCAAAAAAAUUGUAAGGACUCAAGAAGAGGAGGCUCUGUUUCUGUUUGAUCCUCAUAAAAAGUGGGAUGUGCACGAGGGUUUCAUAAGUGGAAGCAGCCAUUGGCAACAUGGGGGAGGGGAAUAUACCGGUUAUAUACAGACACAUUUUGAAAAUAUUGAAAAACGUGUGAGAUUUGUAAGAAUUUUAAAAGAUAAAUGUAAGGAUGCCAAAACAGAACAAAGAGAAAGUGUUGUACAUAGUAAAAAAGAAUGUGGAUCUGAUACUGAGGAAGACGAGAGCAGCCCGUGUAUAAUUACACCUUCGGAGGCAAAUGACUCAAAAUGUAAUGAUAACGUUCAUUCUGUGAUUGACAAGGAAUCUACGCCCCCAAAAGACUCUUCUAAAAAUAAAAAUUGUGACAAUCCGGACAAUAGCUUUCCAAAAAUAAGACCGGUUUCCCCUAGCAGGAAGCGGAGGGCUGUAGAAGACUUGGAGGAGGAAUCUUACAAUAGAGAUGAGCCAUCUUUGUGUAUAAUAGGUGAUUCCCAAGAUUCUCUCGUGCGCAGGUGCAUUUGUGUGUCAUCCAUCUUAAGGAACUUGUCAUUUGUGCCUGGAAAUGACACUGAAAUGUCUAAACAUUCUGGUUUCUUACUUGUGCUCGGCAGGCUUCUGCUACUGCACCACGUUCAUUCUCCACGCAAGCCUCCUCAGCGACACUACGACCGCGAAGAAGAAGGUGAAAACUCUUCUGUUGCAGAUUCCUGCAGCAGCCUGAACACUGAACAUGAAUGGUGGUGGGACAUGUUACAUAUUAUUCGUGAAAAUACGCUAGUCACCCUAGCCAAUAUUGCGGGUCAGUUGGACUUGGCUCCUUUCCCUGAAGAAAUUAGUUUUCCCAUUUUAGAUGGCCUUAUGCAUUGGGUCACUUGUCCUUCUUCGUAUGCCCAAGACCCACUCCCCACCCAGCCAUCGCACUCCGUCCUCUCACCUCAACGUCUCUCUCUGGAAGCUCUGAGCAAACUUUCAGUUCUAGAAAGCAAUGUCGACCUCAUGAUGGCCACACCCCCCUGGGAAAGGAUCGACAGGUUCUUCUCGCUCUUGUCGAAAUGGUUGAGUAGGAACGAAGAUCAAGUGUUGCGGGAGUUCUCUGUAGUCCUUCUGUCCAAUUUGUCACAAGCUGACAGCAGUAUGGCUAGGGCAAUAGCACUGCAGGGCACUUGCAUACCUCUUCUCAUAACAUUUGUGGAACAAGCGGAACAAAGUGCAUUGCAGGUGGCCAAUGCACAAGGGAUUAAUGCCCUCAGGGAGAAUCCUGAGCUUAUGGGUACCACUCUGGACAUGGUAAGGCGAGCUGCUGGCACUCUCCGAUGCCUCGCAAGGGUACCCAGCAACCGAACAUUGUUUUUACAACACCAACAAAGGCUGCUGGCACUGGUCAUGUCACAAAUAUUAGAUCAAGGCGUAGCAUCCAUUAUUGCCGAUGUUCUAUUCGAAUGCUCGCAGGAAGAUGCGGAGGACUCCCUCAAUGUGACGAGUAGCAACAGCAGUGGGGAGAAAGUGGUGCCAUCUCCUAAUGCAGAGGAUGGCUCAACGUAAUAAUUUAUAUGUCACUUCUUAAAAUACCAGUUUCAAAAAUCAGCUAUGGUCAGAUAGUGCAAAUAUUUGUUGAAAAGGACUUGCUUGGGAUUGGUGCAUUGGCAAUAUUUAUUUAAGUGAAGAAAAUUUUAUUUCUGUUUUGUGAUUCAUUAGAUGCCUCCUGGGGAGUCAUACUUAGGACUCUGAAUUUAAUAGAGAAUGUCAUUGUUUAUAUAAAGUCACGUUACAAAAAAAUCUGUUAGCAAUUUCAAAAAGAGCAUGCAUGUAAAAUGCUUGUGAAUGUUUCAUCUUUGUACAGCUGUUAAAACAACACAUUGCAUCAGGCAUUGUAGAUAUUUACACACCAUUUACCUGAUGUGGUGCAUCAUGUGUUUAAAAUAAAACAAACAAAAUUUUUAGUUGAGACUAGAAAAAAACCUCAUUUCCAUAUUGUAACUGUACAAAAAAAAAAAAAAANAUACAAAAAAAAAAAAAAGGAAAAUGAGUGGACAAUAAUGUACAGCCUAGAUGAUUAUAAAGCACAAACAAAUAAAAAGAAAUGUCUCUGAGAUUUUAUUGUGACUUUUCAUCCUUUAAAAAAAAAAAAGAAAGAAAUCUUUAUUACUGAAAAGCACUUUAGAAAUCAAACUUUACAUGGAAGAACAGCUGUCGGAAGAAUGUUAGGUUUAAAAGAUACUGGCCAAAUACCUAUUGUUUUUUAAUCAGUCUUAAGCUGAUGGGAAGCAGUUUGUUAAGGUUCCAGUCCAGGAUUUCUGUCGGCUCUUUAAUAUUGAUAUUUAUGAGUGCAAGAGCUUUAUACUAUGUAUAUGUCUAAUCAUCAUUGAAAUAAAUGUACAUAUAAAAUA